Molecule: messenger RNA, 4081 nt
Organism: Colletotrichum destructivum
Lineage: Eukaryota; Fungi; Ascomycota; Sordariomycetes; Glomerellales; Glomerellaceae
Product: Putative importin-beta domain, armadillo-like helical
Exons: 4
Coding region: 466-3561 (1031 amino acids)
Biological process (GO): protein import into nucleus
Cellular component (GO): nuclear envelope; cytosol
Molecular function (GO): small GTPase binding
Source: RefSeq, a predicted model, not a curated record
CUCACACCACACACAAACUCGCAAACACACCCACUCUCACACAAAGACGCACACGCACAACCCACCACGGAGAGUCCACACCAAAAGCACUGUUCCGCCGCACCCACCGCUUUCCUUCCUCCGCUUUACCUUUGCCCCGAGGUUGAGUCAGUCACAGGCCUCUCUCUACUUCUGUCCUCCUUCUCUCCAAUUCUUUCUCCAUAUCUCGCCUCACUGGGCAACGACUCGCGGAACCAGUUCUCCUACCCGUCUCAUUUUCUCCCCUGCCUUCGACACAAAACACGAUUGCUGGCGCAUCCGGUUUGCUGUGACGACCCGGCGGACUUGGCCGACACCACCCACCCACACACACACACACACACACACACACACACAAGCACGCCAAAGAUAGCCGAUAGCCCGCGGACGGAAAUCGCGUGCGAGUCACGGAACACGACUACACACCACCGCUGAACCCGCCCCAAGAUGGAGGACCAGCUGGUUUCGCUUCUGGCAAGCACCCAGAGCUCCGAGCAGGGCCCCCGCCAGCAGGCCGAGAUCGAGCUCAAGCACGCCCGCGCGAAUCCGGCCUUCCCUACCUCGCUGGCCAACAUCGCCAACCACAACUCCAUCGACACUGCCAUCCGCCAGGCCGCCCUGAGCACCCUACGCCUCUUCAUCGAGAGGAACUGGAGCCCCGAGGACCGAGACGCCGGUGAGCCCACGGUCGAUAUCUCCGACGCCGCGCGCGAGCAGCUCCGGAACACCCUGCUCGAGAUCGCCCUCAGCAACGAGGACAAGAGGCUUGUGAAGAUUUCGGCAAGCUACGUGAUCGGCAAGAUCGCGUCGGCCGACUUUCCCGAACGAUGGCCCAGCCUCCUGCCGACCGUCCUGGGCGUCAUCCCCACGAGCACCGACGUGCAACUCCACGGCGCCCUCCGAGUUCUGGGCGACAUUAUCGAUGAGAGCUUGAGCGAGGAUCAGUUCUUCACUAUGGCGCGUGAUAUUGUCAAGGCUGUCACCGAAGUCGCCCUGAACGAAGGCCGGAAGCCUAACCUGCGCGCCCUCGCCAUCUCUGUCUUCCGAUCGUGCUUCGACCUCAUGGAUAUUGUCAAGGAGGACCACAUGAAGGAGGUCAAGGGCUUCGCCGAGGAAGCUCUCAAGGACUGGAACCCCUUCUUCGCCCAGGUUCUCAAGUCCCGCCUGCCCGAGGCCCCCGUCGAGCUCACCCACGGCCAGCCCGAGAGCUGGAACUCCAUCGUCGCCAUGAAGUUGCAAGUCGUCAAGACCCUUCUCAAGGUCAAGGCCGUCUUCCCCCACCUUCUCCUGCCGCACAGCACCAGCCUCUUCACGGCCGUAUGGGAAGAACUGUCGUUGCUGCAGAAGCCUCACGAGGACCUCUACAUUGGCCACGAGGCCCAGGGCCGCCUCGAAGACGCCGACAACCUGCCUUACACGCUGGAUUUCCUAAUCCUCGAGGAGCUGGAUUUCCUGAACCAAUGCUUCCGUGCCCCGCCCGUCCAGGCUGAGCUCGAGGCCCAGCUGGCCGCUCACGCCUCGGCGCAGGAGACUCCCUGGAUGGUCGACGUCAUGAAGAUGGUGGUCGGCUACUCCCGUAUCAGUCGCGAAGAGGAGGAGUUGUGGGACAUUGACUGCUCCCUCUACCUUGCCGAGGAGACCUCCGUCACCGCCAACUACACCGCCCGCACCGCCUCUGGCGACCUUCUCAUCAAGCUAGGCGAAUGGUACAGCGAGAAGGCCGUCGAGGGACUCUUUGGCUAUACAAAGACCCUCUUCCCGGGCGACGGCUCGUCGUGGAGAAGCCAGGAGGCCUCCCUUUACCUAUUCAACAUGCUCCUGAGCGACUUCCAGGACAUGGAGAAACCCAUCCCCGAGGCACUCUCCGAGGCCUACCUCGGACUUGUCGACUACGCCGUCAACCAGAACGAGCAGCCUCUGCUGAGGGCCCGCGGUUAUCUCGUUGGGGGCACCCUGGCCAGAGGUUCCCAGACCCCGCCCGCUCUUCUCGACCGCAUCAUUCAAUGCAUCACCUCCGAGGAGUCUGAGGUUGUCCAGGUGGCCUGCAUCAAGGCUGUCGAUGGCUUCAUUCGCUCUGGAAGAGUGACGGCAGAUCGCCAGGUCCCCAUCAUUAACGCUAUCGCCCAGUACAUGCAGAACAAGGAUCCUGAGGAGAUGGAGGACGCCGACGAGCUUCUCGUUACUCUUGCCGAGUCUUUGCGCGCCGCCAUUAACAUGGACACCAGAAUCGUGCUUUCCCAGGAUGUUCCCUCAGUUGACCUCCUCUUCCUGGUCGCCAAGCUCGGCGCGUCCAACUUCCAGGCCACCAUGCUUAUCUGCGAGGCCUUUGAGGAGAUUGUGCGCACCCUGUCCGACACCGCCUCUUACACUGCUCUCUGCGCCAAGAUCUUACCCACGUUGACGGCGGCUUUCAACACGGCCAAUGUCACCCAGGAUGAUCCGCUCGUGACUGUCGCCACCGAGCUGCUUACUGCCCUCGUCGAACACGGCUCGGAACCUUUGCCUGCUGGCUUCGUCGCCGCCACGCUUCCCAAGUUGAACCGCCUCCUGAUGGAGUCGAACGAGGGCGAGGUUCUCCGUCCUGGUGCCGAGUCUGUCAAGUACCUCCUGAUGCACGACCACCACCAGGUCUUUGGCUGGCAUGACGAGAGCGGUCGAUCGGGCCUAGAGGUAUGCCUCCACAUUAUCGACCGUCUGCUGGGCCCCUCUGUCGAGGAUAACUCUGCUUCUGAAGUCGGUGGUCUUGCGGCAGAGCUCGUCGAGAAGGCUGGCCAAGAGCGCCUCGGUCCUUUCUUGCCCCAGCUGCUGCAGGCUGUUGCCACCAGACUCGCAUCCGCCGAGGCUGCCCCGUUCAUCCAGUCUCUGAUACUCGUCUUUGCCCGGCUGUCUCUGGUUGGCGCCAGCGACGUUGUUGAAUUCCUUAGCCAGAUCCAGAUUCACAACAACACGGGCCUGCAGGUCGUGAUGAGCAAGUGGCUCGAGAACUCUGUCAGCUUCGCCGGCUACGACGAGAUUCGUCAGAACGUCAUUGCUCUAUCCAAGCUUUACUCUCUCAACGAUCCCCGUCUUGCCCAGACCAUGGUCAAGGGCGACUUGAUCGUCAACAGCAGCAACGAUGGCAGAAUCAUGACGCGCUCACGCGCCAAAGCCAGUCCCGACCAAUACACUGUCAUCCCUGCCUCGCUUAAGAUCCUCAAGGUCCUGAUCGAAGAGCUCCUCUCCGCCUCGGGUGCUAACGCCGCCGCCAACGCCGCGGCAUUGGCGGCCUCGGCUGAGUUCGCCGACGAGGAGAACGAGGAUGAUGGUUGGGAGGAUGAGCCCGAUACGCUCGACCUUAGCCUGGGCGGCACCAAAGCGGACCUGAUGUCCUUGAUUGAGGGAUCCGGCGCCCGCCAGCGCGACGACGAAACGCAGGCCUAUCUGACAGAGUUCUUCAUGCGCGCGGCGCGCGAGAACGUGGCUAACUUUCAGGAGUGGUAUGGCAUGCUCACCGAGGAGGAGCAGGGCAAACUCAACGAGCUCGCUAGCGCAGCGGGCCAGUAGGAAAGCGCAGCGGCCGAGCCGAGCGGUGAGGAAUCUCCGGUGACGCCGUCGACGACGAGUAUGGUUCAGCCGCAACUGCCGCCGAACUCUGCGCGGCUGAGGACGUUGAGGAAGCGAUAUUACUUUUAAUGGGCGUGCGCAAUUGCCCUCUCGUCAGCCUCUCCAAGAGGUAUAUAUAGCGUUCCGAUGUUUAGCUGGGAAUGUUCCCGGCAUGGCGAUGAAGCCCAAACACACAAAAAGGGGCAGGCACGUUGGAAUGGACAAACGAAUGGAACGAACCUUGUAGAUAGAAACUUUUUAGAAGAUGAUGGGGACAGAAGAGGGUGAGCGGAUAGCCUCGAGCUCUCGACUUUGGUUGAGAGGCUGGGCGGCGUGCAGAAUGAAUGAUGUAUGGGCAUGACUAUGCACGCGUGGCGUCAAACAAUGCUAGACAAUGGGUUAAAAUACAAAUGAGAUGAUGCUGUGCUUCAGUUUUUAGGUGUUGUAUGGAGUUCUUCAGCAUUGGAGGUUUUAGGAGUUA